This is a messenger RNA of Camelina sativa (false flax), 9460 nucleotides long. NCBI's taxonomy places the organism in Eukaryota, Viridiplantae, Streptophyta, Magnoliopsida, Brassicales, Brassicaceae. The record is from RefSeq and is a predicted model, not a curated record.
AAAACGGUCAUAACAAAAAGAAUUAGCGAUUUUUUUUUUUGGUGAAUACAAAAAGAAUUAGCGAUCGUAUGCCGGAGAAGAUGAAGAACGAAUAAGGACGGAGGAAUUGUUCAAGGAGGGUUCGUGAGGAGGAUCGAAGAAGGAGAAAGCCUCGGUUGUGUUCGCCGGAGAUGCUAGAUUGGUGGAGGAGCCGAAUUCCAAAAAAUUCAAACGGUAACAAUACUCGUGAGGGUUCUUCUCUAGAUCUUCGGAGGCUUUAGUCCCCGUCGUUAAGGUCAAUUCGCGGGAGUGAAAUUGCCGUGGGGAUAACUUCAACGAAGAUGCUAUUGGUUCGAAUUUGAGUGUUAAUGAUGAUCUUCAGAGGAUGAGAGUUACUUUGUUGAAAUCUUGAAUUCGCUGAAUCAAGUAACCAAGGAGAUAAUUUUUUUCAGCAGCUGAUUGGCCUAAUUCGUAGUCGUGACUCGUGAUGUAUCUUUGAAUACUGCAGGAAGUAAAAUAUACGCUGUUGACCAUGAUGGAGGUCUGUUGAUACAUGAAGGCUCUCUGCUUUUGUUCCAUGCUACCGAACAGAAAGAUACAUAUCUCACGCCGUUAAAAUGGUAUUGUAAAGAAUCCCACCUGCAUAGUAACCAAAUUUUUAGAAUAUCACCACCUUGGAUGGUAAAUGUCAUGUGAUAUAUUUGGAGGACAAAGCGGCUGGGACAUGUCUUCUCUUUGACAGAAGAACUUGUUCACUACAUGCAACAGCAGUAUUGAUGCUGAGACGCCUUAUGCGGAAGUUGAGGCUAUGAAGAUGCGUGCCACUUUCUUUCACCUCAAGCUUAUGAAGGACAACCAUGUCCAUGAAGGCUGGUGAACAUAUAUCCAAGCCUUAUCUUGAUGAUCCUUCUGCUGUAAGAAAAGUCGAACCCUUCCAUGGAAGUUUCUCAAGAUUAGGGAUUCCAACGUCAUUAUAUGGUAAAACUGAUCAGAGAUUACGUGUGUUUGCUCUUUGAAAUGCCUUCUAUGCCAUCCACGAUGACAUGCUCAUUUAUUAUCUUGUGAUGAGAAAACGAGAACUUGUGACGUUUUAUAUAGGUGAUAGAGAAAGUUAUGCCUCUUUGAAGUACAUAUAUGAGUAGAAGUAAUAUACGGUUCAAUAGUUAACAAACAGCUUUGUUGUUACAAGUUAUCAGGUCCUAAGAGAUACAAAGAUUGCCGCUCACUGUUCUAUUAACAAAUUAAAGGAGUUAUUUUUGUUUAUGAUCAGAUAUACACACUCUACAGGAUAGAGGUCUAUUAGUGCUUGAAAGUUCUCUGCUUUUGUUCCAUACUACAAAACUGUAAGACAAGUGUCAUGCUGUUAGAUGGUUUUAUAGAAUAUCACCUGCAUAGUAACAACAAUUCACCUCUUUGGUUGGAUUUUCUAUCAUUUCAUUUGGAUGGUCAAUGUCAUGGGAUAUAUGCAGAGGACAAAGCGGCAGGAACUUUUUUACUCCAGAAAAUAACAGUGUUGAUGCUGAUACGCCUUAUGCAGAGGUCAUGAAGAUGCGCUAUGCCACUUUCUUUCACCUGUCUCAAGAGUUUUCCAUUUCAAAACUCCUGAAAGACAAGUCAUGAAAGUGAAAAAUCGCUGCGUUGCUAAUCAAAAAUUACUUUCCUACGUUUUGUAGAAGUUUAACCCAUCCAUUAUUUUCUUGACAGGCUAUGAACAUAACAUAGAUGAGAUAAUCACAAUUUUUUCUUUCUGUAACUUGUUCAAAUUUUUCGAUCAGAAAAGUUGACUUUGAGAUGAAUGAUAUCUUCCAGGUUGUUUAAGAGUUACUUACUCGCCUCGGUAGCCCUAAACUCCGGUUUUUCAGUGGCAAGAGUACUUCGCAGUUAUAGUGACACGACUACCUAUCUCAAGAACAUGGUUUGUGAACAUUUAUUUAAGCUUGAUCUUGAUGAUCCUUCUGCUGUAAGAAAGGUCAAACCUUUCCAUGGAAGCUUCCCAAGAUAAGGGCUAAGGACUUUCAACUGAAAUUUCUGGUAAAUCAUAUCAGGUGCUACAACAUUAAAUGCUGAGACUGUUCAAGCUUAAUGAGUUCUGGAGACAUGACUAGUCAUCUAAAGACAUCAAUAGCAUAAUGAAAUCUAACUAUAGGGAAUAUGGGAUUCUCUUAAAAACACUCCCUGGCUGUAGCGUUACCUGCAAAACUCUUUAAAAAUUCACUCUUUAGGUGAUAAGAGAGCGAGAGGUAGCUUUUUGAAUUCGUAUGAAUGCUCUCAGAACAGGAGAAUUUACAAAAGUAGUAUACUAAAGAAAAAGCCAGGGUCAUUUAGUCAUUCCUUAUGUUCGUGAUAUUGAAGUUCUAUGGAAUGAUGCUAGGUAGAAGAAUUAUAAACCUGUUCAUAUGCGUCAUGAAGAAUCUGUUUAGGGUGGUGCUGAUACCUUUCACCCGUUUUAUGCGUUGCAUGAUAUUGUUCCACUUUCCUGUCAGUUGCUUUGAAGUGUUCUGCUUUUCUUCUGUUGGUGAUUCUGAAGUUUGACUCUUUCUUGUUGACUCUGCUAAAGGAGUUUUUUUGUUCAUGAUCAGAGAUACACACUCUACAUGGUGAAGGUCUAUUAGUGCUUAAAAGUUCCCUGCUUUUUUCCGUACUACAAAUACAAGUGUCACGCAGUUAGGUAGUCUUAGAGAAUAUCACCGGCAUAGUAACAAUUGUGGGGAUGUAAGGAGAAUUAAUACGAAGUAAAGAUCAACACUGAGAGGGGGCAAAUUUCGCCAAAGUUUUCAUUAUCCUUUCAGUUGAAUGGUAAAAGCAAUGUGAUUCUUGCAUGGUAUGAGAAUGAUUCUUGAUGAGAAUACUUUGCAGUUCUGGGGACAUGUCACAUGACUAUCUAAAAACCUCAAUAACAUAGUAAAGUCUCGUAUACUAUUUGUAAUCCCUCUUCUUUUCUUGCGUUCUCUGUUUUUGAGUAUCAGUUUAUAGAAGCUUUUCUUAUAAAAUCCUUUAUCAGCUGAAAUCUAACUUGUAUUAGGGAAUAUGUGAUUCUCUAAAAAACUCCAUGGCUGUAUCGUUACCUGCAAAACUCUUUAAAAAGUCAUUAUUUAGGUGAUUACGUACUAUUUCUUCCAUUUGAGACCUACAAUUCUGUGUGUCUGCUCUGAAAUGCCUUCUUGUCGGUCCACUUUUUGUAAUAGGCUCAUUUAUCAACUAUGAUCAGGUGAUAAGAAAGAGAAAGGUUUGUGAAUUCUUAUGAAUGCUCUCAGACCAGAGUUGUUCGACGGUUUUUACAGGUUUGAUAAAUUCAAGCCUCCGAUCAAGCCAAGUUGAGAAUUUACGAAAGUAGUAUACUAAAGAAAAAGCCAGGGAUCAGUUAGUCAUUCUUUUUGGCCUUGUUACUGAAGUUCUAUGGAAUGAUGCUAGGUAGAAGAAGCAUAAACCUGUUCAUAUGCAUCAUGUAAGUUACUUAUAUCUCCCAGUGUAUAUCCUAUUUUUGUCACUUGACUGUUUAGAUCAAUGGUAUAUGCAGCAGUGUUACUUUCACAAGCAGAAAGAAUGAUGUUUAGGGUGGUGCUGAUACCUUUCACCCAUUUUAUGCGUUGCAUGAUAUAUUGUUCCACUUUCCUAUCAGUUGCUUUGUAGUGUUCUGCUUUUUUUCUGUUGGUGAUCUGAAGUUUGACUCUUUCUUGUUGACUCUGCUAAAGGGAAAGUUAAUUGAGUUUUCCUCAGGUGAGAAGUACUUGAUUACGUAUUAUUAUUUUCGCUGGUCUGAACCAAGAUCUGAUGAAGAUGCAGGCCAAGUUGGACAAGAUGAAUAUUAAAAAGGAAAAGACAGAGGAUUAACUGAAGGGGGAGGAACUAGAGACGCUUAAGGUGGAGCUGACCAAUCUUAAAAAGAUAAAGGAAUUCCAACCUAACAUGCCAUGAAUACCAGCUGACUAUGGGAGUCUUAUGAUAGCUUGCUUUUGAUGUGGUGGUAAAGAAAGCUAGUCCAACAAGUAGAGCUUGUACGAGAUUGAGGAUCUUUGACGAAAAGUUGGAGAUGAAAAACAAAAUGAAGAAGAGACACCAUCAAUAUAAUCAGUAGAGUUAAAGUUUUGCUAGAACAUCAAUACUCAAGCUUGAGGUUUCCCAGUAGAUGGGAGAACACAAAACCACUAAGCCCUGGAGAUAAGUAACCAAGGAGAUAAGUAACAAAACAAUUUUUUUUUCAAUUAAAACUUUCUCUUGUUUGUCACAAAACUUUGUGCUGAUUAUGAUUAUUUGUUCUUUUCCCAUUUUUUUGUCAGCAGCUGGUUCGUAGUCGUGAGUAAGAUCCAAGUGUUUGUGUUUCCAUUUGUUUCGGUGUGUCUUUGAAUACUGCAGGAAGUAAAUAUACGUUGUUUACCAUGAUGGAGGUCUGUUGCUAAAUGAAGUCUCUCUGCUUUUGUUCUAUGCUACAGAACAGAAAAAUACAUAUCUCACGCCGUUAAAAUUUUUAGAAUAUCACCACCUUGGAUGGUAAAUGUCAUGUGAUAUAUUUGGAGGACAAAGCGGCUGGAACAUGUCUUCUCUUUGACAGAAGAACUUGUUCACUACAUGCAACAGCAGUAUUGUAUUGAUGCUGAGACGCCUUAUGCGGAAGUUGAGGCUAUGAAGAUGCGUGCCACUUUCUUUCACCUCAAGAGUUAUUCACUUCAAUGAAGGCUGGUGAACAUAUAGCCAAACCUUAUCUUGAUGAUCCUUCUGCUUUAAGAAAGGUCGAACCCUUCCAUAAAAGUUUCUCAAAAGUAAGGAUUCCUGCGUCAUUAUAUGGUAAAACUGAUCAGAGAUUAUGUGUGUUUGCUCUUUGAAAUGCCUUCUAUGCCGUCUAUGAACAUGCUCAUUUAUUAUCUUGUGAUGAGAAAACGAGAACUUGUGACAUUUUAUAAAGGUGAUAGAGAAAGUUAUGCCUCUUUGAAGUACAUAUAUGAGUAGAAGUAAUAUACGGUUCAUUAGUUAACAAACGGCUUUGUUGUUAUAAGUUAUGUAUCAGGUCCUAAGAGAUACAAAGAUUGCCGCUCACUGUUCUACUAACAAAUUAAAGGUGUGUUUUCUUAAUUCUUUUCAAAUAGUGUCAUCUCUGUCUCUGUUUGUUGCCACUUACAGAUGAGACUGUAUAAUUUUGGAGGAGUUAAUUUUUGUUCAUGAUCAGAGAUACACACUCUACAGGAUGAAGGUCUAUUAGUGCUUAAAAGUUCUCUGCUUUUUUCCAUACUACAAAACAGUAAGAUACAUGUGUCACGCAGUUAGGUGGUUUCAGAGAAUAUCACCUGCAUAGUAACAAUUGUGGUGAUGUAUGGAGAAUUAAAACGAAGUAAAGAUCAACACUGAGAAGGGGCAAAUUUCGCUAAAGAAUACACUGCAGUUCUGGAGACAUAUCACAUGACUAUCUAAAGACCUCAAUAACAUACAGGGAAUAUGAGAUUAUCUAAAAAAACUCCCUGGCUGUAGCGUUACCUGCCAAACUCUUUAAAAAGUCACUCUUUAGGCUCAUUUACCAAUUAUGAUCAGGUGAUAAGAGAUAGAAAGCUUUGUGAAUUCGUAUGAAUGCUCUCAGACCAGGUUGAUAAGUUUGAAGCCAAGCCAAGUUUGAUAAAUUUGAGCCUCCGAUCAAGCCAAGUUGAGAAUUUACAAAAUUCGUAUACUGAAGAAUAGGUAGAAGAAGAUAAACCUGUUUAUAUGCGUCAUGAAGAAUCUGUUUAGGGUGGCGCUGAUACCUUUCACCCGUUUUAUGCGUUGCAUGAUAUUGUUCCACUUUUCUUCUGUUGGUGAUCUGAAGUUUGACUCUUUCUUGUUGACUCUGCAAAAGGCCAUGUUGGACAAGAUCAAUAUUAAAAAGGAAAAGACAUAGGAUUAGCUGAAGGGGGAGGAACUAGAGACGCUUACGGUGGAGCUGAACAAUCUUAAAAAGAUAAAGGAAUUUCAAUCUAACAUGUACUAGGAGACAGAGUUGGCCAAACUGGAAAGUGAGUUGAGAAGCCUGUUUAGGUGAUAUCUGCAUUACCAAUGGAGAAGGACCUCGAGGUUGAAAGGCUAAAGAAAGAGGUAUUCAACGUAGCAAACCAACUAGAGAAUACUCAUACUGAGAUAGAGGAUCCUCGAAGAAUGGUUGGAGAAGAAAAAUCAACCAGGAAAGAGACACUACCAACAUAAAUCAGUAGAUUUAAAUAUUUGUUAUCAUUCACUUGUACGUUUUGCAUAAAGUGUAGAUAUUCUUUUAGUGUCAGUUAUUAAUACGUCUUUUUCCAGGUUUUGAUGAAACAUCAAUACCCUAAGCUGAGGGUUUGCAGUAUAGGGGACUCUGAGAAUACAACACCACUAAGUACUAUAUCAGCUCACUGCAGUAUAUCUUCUCUAAUUCCUAUAUUAGAAUAUGAGAUUAUGCUGAUUGAGUAUGGGUUUAUGUUAUCCAUUUUUUUUAAUCCAAUUUUAGACUAAUAAGAUUUUGUUUUUAUUUGUUUUACCAUUUUAGGUUAUAGAUGAUUGUGUUUCACAUUUGGAUAUGUGAAGAAAGCAUUUGAUCUUCCAUACUAUUAGAGAGAUAUGUAAGGAUUAGAGUGUACAGAAUCAAAUGUUUUAUAUUGUCAAUCCGUGUGUGGAUUAUUUUUUUCUUUAAAGGUACCAAGAAAGUUCUUAUAACUGGAAUGGAGCAUAGGGUAACUCAUCCUCUUUAUUUUUCUUUACAUUAAUUUUUUGUUGAUUUUUUUUUCUGACACGGGAUGAAGAUGCAUUGUUUAGUCUAUCGUGAUUGAGUUAAACAAUUGUCUUAAUAUGUUUUGUGAAAGUCGAAUUAUAUCAGUAGAUAACCUUAUCUUUGGUUUACAAUCCUAGUCGGAUUGUCACUUUUGUGCUAUUGACUUUGUUUGUCUCUGUUUUAUGCACUUCUGAGUCUUGUUCAGGUUCAUGGGGUCUCAGGUCUGCAUGGAUCACUUUUUGUGGACAUUGCUCAAGUUUCCAGAUAUUAGUAAUUACACCUUUUCCAUAGUUAUUAUCUUAUGGGUGAAUUACAUAUGUUUAUCUCACGCAGCCAUGAAUACCAGCUGACAUUGGGAGCGUUAUGGAAGCAUCUUAGUUACACUGGAAAAAGUUGGUGACAUGUCUAUAAGGUAAAGAAAGAGUUAGUCCAACAAGUAGAGACACCAUCAAUAUAAUCAGUUGAGUGAAAGUUUUGCUAGAACAUCAAUACCCAAGCUGGAGGUUCCCCAGUACAUGGGAGAAGACGAAACCAAGAAGUCUUAUAUCAGCUCAUUGCUGUAGUAUAUCUCCAAGAUCAACUGAGUACAAUUAUGAAGAGAAAUGUCUCCCCUGCUUUCAGAUUUCAAUUUGCAUCAAGUAGCAUGUUUAUGCGGGUCAGGACAGAGAGGUCUUUAUGUGGUUGUAUAAGAGAUACAUACUCUACGGGAUGGAGGUCUGUUAAUGCUUGAAAGUUCUCUGCUUUUGUUGCAUACUACAAAACAUUGGAUGGUCAAUGCCAUGUGAUAUAUGCAGAGGACAAAGCGGCAGGAACCUGUCUUCUUUUCCACAUAAGAACUUGUUUACGACAUACAACAUCAGUGUUGAUGUUGUCAUGUUGAUUCCUGAUACGCCUUAUGCGGAUUUUAAAGUCAUGAAGAUGCGCGUGCCACGUGACUUGAUCUUGAUGAUCCUUGUACUGUAAGAAAGUUUGAACCCUUCUAUGAAAGUUUCCAGCGUCAAUAUAUGGUAAAGCUGAUCAGAGAUGCGCAGCAACAUGAAAUGCUGCUCGCAUGAUUCAUGUCGGCUACGAACAUAACAUAGAUGAGAUAAUAAUUGCAUUUUUUUUUCUUUCUAACUUGAUCAAAUAUUUUGAUUUAAAAAGUUGUCUUUGAGAUGACUCAUAUCUUCCAGGUUGCUUAAGAGUUACUCGCCUCGGUAGCCCGUAGCCCUAAUCUCCCAUUUUUCAGUAGCAAGAGUACUUCGCAGUUCUGGAGACACACUACCUUAUAGAUCUCAAAAACCUGUCCAAGGCUACUUUAUUAUAAACUCUCCGUAACUAUGGUGGAUCAAACUCCUGAGAAUCUUCAGGGGAAGUAUAAAGCAAUGGUUGUUUGUUGUAUUCUUGGAAUCGGAUCUCUCGUUUCUUGGAACAGUAUGCUCACUAUCGCUGAUUACUACUACCAAGUUUUUCCGGAUUAUCAUCCUUCAAGGGUACUAACACUUGUAUACCAACCAAUUGGGUUUGCAACAAUCAUGACCUUCACAUACCAUGAAUCGAAAAUAAGUACUCGAAAACGUAUCAUGACCGGUUACAUCCUAUUCACAAUAUCCACAUUCUUGCUCAUAGUCUUGGAUUUGACAACAAAAGGACGUGGUGGAGUCGGACCAUAUAUAUGUUUAUGCGCAGUCGUUGCUUCUUUUGGCUUUGCGGAUGCUACCGUUCACGGAGGAAUGAUCGGUGAUUUAUCAUUGAUGUGUCCUGAAUUAGUUCAGUCAUUCAUGGGGGGUAUGGCUGUAGCUGGUGCGCUAACAUCAGCGCUAAGGCUAAUGGCUAAAGCAGCUUUCGAGAAAUCAAACGACGGUCUACGAAAAGGAGCAAUGAUAUUCUUAGCAAUCGCAACAGUCAUAGUGUUACUCUGUGUGAUGUUAUACGCCUAUGUGUUCCCAAAAUUCCCCAUUGUUAAGUAUUACCGGAGAAAAGCUGCUUCUGAAGGUUCCAAAACUGUUUCUGCUGAUCUUGCUGCUGCUGGUAUCCAAAAUCCAUCAGAUUUGACUGAUGAUGAUGAUUCCAAGAAUCAAAGGCUAAGCAACAAAAAGCUGUUGCUUCAAAACAUAGAUUAUGCAGUGAGUCUGUUCCUCACCUACGUAUGUACAUUAUCCAUUUUCCCCGGGUUCUUAUAUGAGAACACUGGAAAACAUAGGCUAGGCGAUUGGUACGCGCUUGUCCUGGUAGCAAUGUACAACUGUUGGGAUCUGGUUGGGAGGUACACGCCGCUGGUGAAAUGUCUCAAGAUUGAGAAUAGAAAAGCGAUCAACUUCGCAGUUUUAUCUCGUUAUUUCCUCAUUCCGGCGUUCUACUUCACCGCAAAAUAUGGUGAUCAAGGAUGGAUGAUUAUGCUUGUUUCUGUUUUGGGAUUGACUAAUGGACAUCUCACUGUUUGCAUUAUGACUAUAGCUCCUAAAGGCUACAAGGGUCCGGAGCAGAAUGCGUUAGGGAACUUGCUGGCGAUGUUUCUGUUAGGAGGGAUAUUCGCAGGAGUCGCUUUGGAUUGGUUAUGGAUUAUUGGUAAGAAGAAUGCCUUUUGAUUUACAAGGUAUAAAGCUGGAAUAACUAAUGAAUAACAAACCUUAAUCACGUACCUGCUUAAUUAAGGAUUUAGUUUUUAACUGAAAUAUUAACUACUACUAUAUCAUAUAAGCUUGUAAUAGUAGUUUUUAUAGAUUAUAUAACUAAGUAGAAGAUGUAUAAAAAGGUUUAACUCAUGAAAGAGAUGAUCAUAGUAGAUACCUUAUGACU